Molecule: messenger RNA, 534 nt
Organism: Ostertagia ostertagi
Lineage: Eukaryota; Metazoa; Nematoda; Chromadorea; Rhabditida; Trichostrongylidae
Source: the annotation of a GenBank genome assembly
AUGUUGGAAGGUGGACACGAGUACGACCCUCUGAUGUAUAUUCACCUUGUACAGGACUACGGUCUUGAAGUUGAUGUAGCGCAACAUUUGGCACAUACCUACGGUGAUCGAGCGUUUGUGGUAGCCCGAAUGUGCAAGAUGACCGGCAAACGAUGGCCAAUUAUCGGCACCCGUCUUCAUCAGGAAUUCCCCUAUUUGGACGCGGAAGUACGAUACGCCGUGCGAGAGUAUGCUUGCACAGCGAUUGAUGUGAUUGCAAGGCGAACACGACUCGCAUUCCUGAACACGUAUGCCGCUCAUGAAGUUCUUCCCGAUGUUGUUCGCAUCAUGGGUGAAGAGCUUGGUUGGUCAUCGACAGAGCAACGAACUCAAUUGGAGAAGGCACGUCAAUUCAUCGACGUCGAAAUGGGUCAACUCGCUAAACAGAAUGCUGCCAGCAACGUUACACUUAAUCUCACCAAGCAGGAAUCGACCACAGAAAAAUCAUCAUCGAAGGAUGAAAAGCCAUCAUCAAAAGAAUCACAAAAAUCAUAG